Molecule: messenger RNA, 4628 nt
Organism: Mus musculus (house mouse)
Lineage: Eukaryota; Metazoa; Chordata; Mammalia; Rodentia; Muridae
Gene: Kbtbd12
Product: kelch repeat and BTB (POZ) domain containing 12
Exons: 6
Coding region: 146-2023 (625 amino acids)
Source: RefSeq, marked validated
AGUCACGGCGCCAUGGCGGCGGAGCAGCAGCGAGAAUGCUUCGUGGCAUCUCCAUUGAUUUGUGAGUAAUCAGAAAUGCAAAUAGCUCCUCAGGAAUCAAGCUACGCUCAAAGAAACCUUACUUACCAAUUUCAAGGAGUAUACCAUGGAGUGCAAGACUAAGGGGAAACACCAGCAUAGCUUGAACUUACUAGAUAAAAUUAAGAAUAUGAAAGAGUUAGAAGAAAUGAUUGAUGUAGUGCUCAUAGCAGAAGAGGAGAAAUUCCCUUGCCACAGACUGGUGCUCGCUGCCUUUAGUCCUUAUUUCAAGGCUAUGUUCACCUGUGGACUACUCGAGUGCACUCAGAGAGAGGUCAUACUCUAUGACAUCACAGCAGAAAGUGUGUCAGUGAUAUUAAACUACAUGUACAGUGCUGUCCUGGAGAUCAAUAACGCCAACGUUCAGACCGUAGCCAUGGCUGCCUAUUUUAUGCAGAUGGAAGAAGUCUUUAGUGUGUGCCAAAACUAUAUGAUGGACCACAUGGAUGCCUCCAACUGCAUAGGAAUUUAUUACUUUGCAAAACAAAUCGGAGCAGAAGAUUUAUCGGAUCAGUCGAAGAAGUAUUUAUACCAGCACUUCGCCGAGGUAAGCCUUCAUGGAGAAAUACUUGACAUCGAAGCUCACCAGCUUCUGGCACUUAUUAAGUCUGAUGAUCUGAAUAUAUCCAGAGAAGAGAGCAUUCUGGAUUUGGUUCUGAGAUGGGUAAACCAUAACCAAGCUUUGCGCACAGAGCAUCUCGUUGAGCUUUUGAAGCAAGUCAGACUGGAACUUAUAAACGCUUCCUUUCUAAGACAGGCCCUCAGAAGGAACACGAUGCUCCUUUGUGAUGGCAGUUGCAUUGAUAUAAUCCAGAAUGCGUUCAAAGCCAUCAAGACACCCCAGCAGCACCCCUCCAACCUUCGCUAUGGCAUGGAGACCACCAGCCUUCUGCUUUGCAUUGGGAACAAUUCUUCUGGAAUCAGAUCAAGGCACAGGAGCUAUGGGGAUGCCAGUUUUUGUUAUGACCCUGUGUCACACAAGACCUAUUUUAUCUCAUCACCCAAGUAUGGGGAGGGUUUGGGAACUGUGUGCACUGGGGUAGUCAUGGAAAACAAUACUGUAAUUGUGGCUGGAGAAGCAACUGCCACUAGGCUCUCUAGGCAAAAGAGCAAGAAUAUUGAAAUCUAUAGGUAUCAUGAUAGAGGAAACCAGUUUUGGGAAAAGUUAUGCACAGCUGAAUUUCGAGAGCUCUAUGCUCUGGGCAGCAUCCAUAAUGACCUCUAUGUCAUAGGAGGACAGAUGAAAAUUAAAAACCAGUACCUCAUAACAAACUGUGUUGAUAAGUACUCAGUAGAUCAAGACAACUGGAAACGAGUAUCUCCCCUUCCACUGCAGCUGGCUUGUCAUGCUGUGGUAACAGUGAACAAUAAACUGUAUGUCAUCGGAGGCUGGACCCCUCAGAUGGAUCUUCCUGACGAAGAGCCUGAUCGAUUAAGCAACAAACUGUUGCAGUAUGACCCCAGCCAAGAUCAAUGGAGAGAGCGGGCACCCAUGCGGUACUCUAAGUACCGAUUCAGUGCAGCCGUCGUCAACAGUGAGAUCUAUGUUCUGGGUGGAAUUGGCUGUGUGGGCCGAGACAAGGGACAAGUUCGGAAAUGCCUUGAUGUGGUGGAGAUCUACAACCCCGAUGGGGACUUCUGGAGGGAAGGCCCGCCUAUGCCGAGUCCCCUCCUCUCACUGCGAACCAAUUCCACCAGUGCUGGCGCCGUGGACGGGAAGCUCUAUGUCUGCGGUGGAUUUCAUGGAGCAGAUCGACAUGAGGUUAUCUCCAAAGAGAUUCUGGAGCUGGACCCUUGGGAGAACCAGUGGAACGUUGUGGCCAUCAAUGUCCUCAUGCACGACAGCUAUGACGUCUGUCUGGUAGCUAGGAUGAACCCCCGAGACCUCAUCCCACCACCCUCUGAUCUGAUCGAGGAAGAUGGUGACCACAGAGGGCAAAGAUGAGGAACUCGAAGCUGGAGGAGCUACAGCUAAAGGAGCCAUGGCCUGGCAGCGAUGCUUGGGCUGCUCAGAAUGCAAAGCAGGGCAUAGGCAUAGUGUGUGGUGCUGACAUUCUUAUCGCAUGCAUAGCAGACCCUGUGCAAAGUGGCACUGAGCGGUGGUGGGGCGGGGUCGGGGGGAGGGGUGGUUCAGGGUCUUCCCUCAGGGGCAUCCCAGCAUGGUAAAAUAGAUGUGGCAGAGCAGGGCAGACAGUGAGGAUUCAUGGGGGUAGGACAGAGUGCAGAGGAGGGCAGCACCCUGCUCUGCUGGGACUCAAGAGUACUGCCAAGCAGGCCCAUGGGUGCUUUUUUUGAUGAUGAGGUUGGGAGAAAGGACAGUCAAAGGUUGUAAAGUAGGAAAGCUGGUGUGUGUCUGUGUGUGUGUCUAGUCCAGCCUGCCACAGAGCUUACACACAGGAUUUGCUGCUGAGAGAAAGGUAACAACUAGGUGUCCAAUGCCUGAAAGAGGAAGGAGCAUAGGCCUGGGCCUGGGUAGAGGAGCCAUCGCUCUCAGAGCUUUGCCCCAGCUCAGUCUGUCUGUUAGAAUAGCCUGAAGGGCAUACAUAUAGCAGCAGAGCUCACUGCGGCCCUGCUUGUGACCAAACGCUCACGCCUAGAACCCUAUUGCCAUGGGCCACAGUGAGCAGAGUAUUCCUGGACACAGAGGGGCCCCCUUGGGCUUAAUACUGAGUGCGUAGACUGAGCUUGCUCUCAGCUGUACAGACCUUCCUUGGAUGGAGCUGAAUGCAGCAUGUCUAAACACGGGAACCCACAGUAGGCUGUGAAUGAGGAGGGAAGAGGCAUAUUGGCUACCUGAUGCCUCCUUCAGACCCCUGCCCUGGCUGGGAAAGGGAGGGGGAGCUUCUCCCAGCCCAGGCAUGGUACAGUGAGCUCUCCCCAGAGAGCUCUGCAAUUAGGGGUAUCUGCAAUUUUGUGUGGAAAUCUAUCCAUUUUGCUUCCACUCAUAUUUCUGGAUGCACAGCUGAUCCAUUACGUGACUGUUCUCUAACAUCACAAAAGCUUCCAUGUAAGCAGUGUGGACACUCUGGGAUCUUCCCAGAGGCCAGCAGACCCUGCACAGACACAGCUCUUUAUCAAUGUGCACUCUCCAAGUUCCAACCUCUCCUUCACAGGAGAGGAGGACUCGAUCAAACCAGAGCCACUGACACCAAGGUGUUCUGCCCCCUGUCCCUGCACAGAUGUACCCCCAGAAUGCUACACUCUUAGAGGCACGGGCCACGUCUGUCUCUCUAAGGUUACCCCCUGAGUCCUAUCAUAGUAGCUGACACAUGGAUGGAGUUUCGGGUGACCAGAAUAAGUAACAUUUCUAAGCCAGGAUCUUGUCUGGGACUUUGAGUUUCAAGUAUCCUCCUUGUGCCCACCAGCGCAGAGUGGUUAUCUGAGGGUUUCUUUUCUCAGAGCAAAUCAGAGCUGCUCCAGACAGGUUAGGCAGAAGCUCUAUAGGGAGGGUCGCUGCUCCCCUGAGUCCCCACCAGAAUCUCUUCCUGUUCACCCACCUGGGCAUCUUAGAAGCUACUUGUCACCUGGUUCACGGGCUGCAGUGUAUCUUCUGUACCUUCCUCAUAUGCAGAAUGGGAAGGGAAACCCCACACUCUUUACAGAGUUGGUGUGUGGAUUGAGUGUGAAAACACUGGAUGGAAUACGGUGUUAAACACAAAUUCCAUGAAGAGGUCUUAACUGCCGGCUGGGUUACUGUCACCAUGAUCAGCCUUUCCUGGGACAAAGUGCAGAACAGAACCCUGGACCUUAGGGAAUCUCAAAUCUCAGGGAGAGAUGUGGUUUAAGGUGGUUCUAAUUUCCCCUGUGCUUGGCUCCUUCGGGGGUGAAUCUCUUGGGUCUGUAGGCCCUUGAGACCGUAAGCAGAUGCUUCGGCGGCAUCACCAGGUAACGAGAGCCUUCCUGGGCUAGGACACCAUUGCUGCCUGUGCUAAGGAGUAUCAGAAGGGAACUUUCCAGGGAAUGCUGAGGGAGGGAGGACAAAGGAGAGCGACUGGUCUCCCUGGAGCGGACACAGAACUGCCUCAGCACCAGAGGGGAGGCAGGAACUGGGAGUAGUCCCAGGCUUAUUCCCGACAGGUACAUCCAAGGUCUCAGACGCCUGCCGUGAAGUCCCUUCUGCAUCCAGAACCCAGAGUCCAGGCUCACUGGCUCUGGGGCUCACUUUCAGUGCUGGGGCUUCUCGGCUGCCUUUUCCUAUUUGUGAUUCAAACCGACCUACGCUGCCCUCCCGGAGAACCAUUGUUAGAGAUUCCAUUUGGACAGACCUUCCUGCCACCCGUCACUGGCAUUGAAGGUGUUCUGACACUCGGGAAGGCCUCUUAGAAAUGUCUACUAUUGGGGCUUCUUAUCUUUGUGACUCAGGGUUGCUGGACGCCUAGCGAAAAAACACAAUGGGGAAGUAAUUUGGAUGCUGGGCUGAUAAAGGACUGCAGCUGUCAGCCAUCCUGACUCAGUUUGUGCUCAGCAAGAGGCGGCAUUGUUCUCAGGCUGACUUUAUAAUGAGGAGAUGCUCUGAGUGCAGACUUAUAAAAUACAUUUUUGCUAAUGAA